Messenger RNA from Trichoderma reesei QM6a, 1143 nucleotides. RefSeq lists its product as uncharacterized. The coding region runs from base 279 to 722 and encodes 147 amino acids. Gene Ontology annotation, cellular component: nucleus. The transcript is spliced from 6 exons. Gene Ontology annotation, molecular function: ubiquitin conjugating enzyme activity. NCBI's taxonomy places the organism in Eukaryota, Fungi, Ascomycota, Sordariomycetes, Hypocreales, Hypocreaceae. Gene Ontology annotation, biological process: protein polyubiquitination; ubiquitin-dependent protein catabolic process. The record is from RefSeq and is a predicted model, not a curated record.
UUUUGCCCAACUGUGCCUCUUUCUCUUCUCUUCCUUUCCAACCCCUCCACUUGGACUUGGACAUACUACCAAAUCCAAACCACCAUCCGAACAUCACAGGGACUCGCAACUCCCGCUCGCAGACGAAAAGCAUUUCCUCCUAGUCUUCUGGACUUGCAGACGGUCGCCUUGCAUCGUCUCCAUCGUCCUCGUAGGCGUCGCCUUGAAUCCUUCUCGUCGUGACCCCACGAUCCGAGAUCAUCUCGACCUCUCUUUAGAUACCACAUACCCUCAUCACAAUGGCUCUGAAGCGCAUCAACAAGGAGCUCAAGGACCUUGGCACUGACCCGCCAUCCUCCUGCUCUGCUGGUCCUGUUGGCGAGGAUCUGUUUCACUGGCAGGCUACCAUCAUGGGACCCGGUGAUUCACCUUACUCAGGAGGCGUCUUCUUCCUGAAGAUCCAGUUCCCCACGGACUACCCAUUCAAGCCUCCGAAGGUCAACUUCUCUACUAGAAUCUACCACCCUAAUAUCAAUAGUAAUGGUAGCAUUUGUCUCGAUAUUCUUCGAGACCAGUGGAGCCCUGCUCUGACCAUCUCCAAAGUCCUCCUCUCUAUCUGCUCCAUGCUGACGGACCCGAACCCCGAUGAUCCUCUUGUGCCCGAGAUCGCGCACGUGUACAAGACCGAUCGACCCCGGUACGAGGCGACUGCUCGGGAGUGGACCCGCAAGUACGCCGUCUAGGCUAUACCAACCGGUUUUCUUUUUGGGGGUUUGAAGGCGCUGGGUGUUUGACGUCCUCUAUCACGCAAUGACGGUGCGGCAUGUUUGACGAGCUUCCACGCGCCAUGGCCGGGGCUGAGAGGGGAUGAGAUUUCGAGCAUGGGCAGUUCUGCAAACAUCUUGUGCUGUUCCAUCAUCAUCUUCUUUCACAUGUACCGCGCUAUGAUGCUGGAGGUGAGACGCAUGGCCGGCGGACAAGGUGGCAGACUAGACAGAUAUAUCCGCUAUUCAAGGGCUUAUGCGGCUGGACUUGACUUUGGGCUUGCACAACGACGUUAUACUCUGCAUCCAACAAACAGGCAACUGAUUUUAUGCGUCUCCGAGAUUGUUUUACUGGCAGGUGAUGUGAGGGAUGUGAAUGGCAAUUUCCAAGUUCCACGCA